GCUACCUCGAAAUAUGUAAACGGCCGGGCUUGACUCACCCGCAUGGCCCGACAGGAGUUGCAAUGGGCUCAAUUGGCAAGAUGGGACUGGCACGGCCUCCGAUAAUACGGAUCGCCAAUGGCACCUUCUACCGCCAUCACCCCAGUGCUUCGUCCGCGCAUCCAAACCCGUCCCUCUUCUCCAACUUGACCUUUGAGAUACCGUCCUACAGCUCCGAGCCGCACAACUGGUGCAUUGUCGGGCCCUCCCUAUCCGGAAAGACCACCUUCCUCCAGCUCCUCCAAGGCCAGCACCUCUGCUUCCCCCCAACGGCCCGGUCCUUCCCCUACCUUGCCACCGACAAUAUCCCACACCGACUGAGGGCGCCGAACAGGGCGAUCCGCUAUGUCGGCUUCGACAACGCCGGCGCGGGCAGCGGUCUCGGCCCCGCCACCUCGGCCUACCUGUCGGCGCGCUACGAGAGCCGCCGAGAGCAGACCGACUUCUCGCUGCUCGAUUUCCUGCUCGGCAACACCGAGCUGAACCCCGCUGGGGCCGGCGGCGGCGGCGGCGGCGGCGAUGGGAGCAUCGACUCCGCGCUGCUGGACCGCGUGGUGGUCGACCUGCGGCUCGAGAACCUCCUGCAGCUGCCCGUCGCGUUCCUGUCCAACGGGCAGGGCCGGAGGGCGCGCAUCGCCAGGGCGCUGCUCACGACCCCCGAGGUGCUGCUGCUCGACGAGCCGUUCAUGGGCCUUGACCCGCCGACCGUGGCGGGGCUGAGCCCGCUGCUGAGGGAGCUGGCCGACAAGUCCAGCCCGAGGUUGGUGCUGAGCGCACGGCCGCAGGACCCCCUGCCGGAGUGGAUCACUCAUCUGAUCUACCUCCGGACGGAUUGCCAGGUCGGCGCUAUGGGAGAGAAGGAGACGGUGCUGGAAGGCCUGAGGAAGUACGUGCGCGGGGUCUGGAAAGGGGGUCUCGCCGAGGAUGAGAAGCUGCCUGUUCACGCCCUGGGGGAGAUGGGGAGGACAUUGAGUGGACGGGGCGUCGAGGGGGAGGGGCUCAUUGAGGAAGUCACGUCCACGCAGGCUGAUGCCGGGACUAAAAAAUUCGAUGCGGAGCCUUCACUGGGUAAACCUCUGGGGGAACCACUGGUGGAGAUGGAGGGAUGUCAAGUCCGAUACGGUGAUAAGAUUGCCUUGGGCAAUUGGAGCGUUGCCGGGGCAAAGGGGCUCUACUGGUCCGUCCGGAGGGGUGAGCGGUGGGGCGUCUUUGGGCCCAACGGGUCUGGAAAGACAACCAUCGUCUCACUCCUCUGCUCGGACCAUCCUCAGACAUACUCGCUCCCGAUCAAGCUCUUCGGUCGAAGCCGGCUUCCCGAGCCUGGCUCUGGAGAGCUGCCACUGACCUUCUGGGACAUCCAAUCCCGCGUUGGACACUCCAGUCCGGAGAUCCACCAACACAUGCCGCGCAGCUUGACGAUUCGGCAGGUCAUGGAGAGUGCAUGGGCCGAUACGUUCCGCAGCAAACCAAAGAUGGACGAUGUUGCUCGUGGCCAAGUCGACGCGACGCUUUCAUGGUUCGAGCAUGAGCUCAAUCCGGCCUCCAGCAGCCACACAGCCGACUCUGCGUCGUCGACGGCUGGGGAGGGCCUGUCUUGGGCCGAUGAUUACAUGUUCGGCGAGAUCUCGUUCAGCGCCCAGCGGAUCCUGCUCUUCCUACGCGCCAUCAUCAAACACGCCGACGUCGUGGUGCUCGACGAGGCGUUCAGCGGCAUGGACGACGCCGUUCGGGACAAGUGCAUGCUCUUCCUCGCCCAUGGCGAGGAGAAGACCUACACAUCCACAGCCGCGUCGAUCAAGACUGGUACCGGCACCGGCGUAUCGGAGGCUCCGAUUGUAGACAGCGAGGCCGCCAAGGCCGGCACCGUCAAGGUGACCGGGCUAUCGGAGCAGCAGGCGCUAAUCUGCAUCAGCCACGUCAAGGAGGAAGUGCCGGACUGCGUUAGGGAGUGGCUCUGCCUCCCGGAGGCGAAAACGGGUGAGCCCGCGAGGUUCGGACGCCUAAAUGGCCCGCUGAGGACGGACAGGAAGCGGUGGGAGGAGAUCUGGAGCAGCGCGUAG
Messenger RNA from Phialemonium atrogriseum, 2099 nucleotides. Its product is annotated as putative abc transporter protein. The record is from RefSeq and is a predicted model, not a curated record. NCBI's taxonomy places the organism in Eukaryota, Fungi, Ascomycota, Sordariomycetes, Cephalothecales, Cephalothecaceae. Gene Ontology annotation, cellular component: mitochondrion. Bases 63 to 2099 code for a protein of 678 amino acids. Gene Ontology annotation, molecular function: ATP hydrolysis activity; ATP binding. The transcript has a single exon.